Molecule: messenger RNA, 1533 nt
Organism: Petromyzon marinus (sea lamprey)
Lineage: Eukaryota; Metazoa; Chordata; Hyperoartia; Petromyzontiformes; Petromyzontidae
Biological process (GO): regulation of transcription by RNA polymerase II
Molecular function (GO): DNA-binding transcription factor activity, RNA polymerase II-specific; RNA polymerase II cis-regulatory region sequence-specific DNA binding
Source: RefSeq, a predicted model, not a curated record
UGUGGUGAACACGUUGUUUCACAAUGUGAUCAUGGGAAACAAAGGUCCCAUUAUAAAAUAGCACGUGUGGUUGAUGCAGACCUGACGUUUGUGCUCACAUAUCCCACAAGAAUGACUUAAAAAUACCUUGCAAUAGGUUCCUGUUUGCAAAUCGGACUUUAUUAUUUUCAAUGUAUUGCUUAGGAAUCGAUUACCUUUAAUGAAGUUUACACUCCCUGUCUGUUUUUUUAAAUGUACAUUGAACUUAUUUCACAGCGUACAUGACCAACUGUGCAUUUUGUUUCGUUGGGAACUUUUUUGACCCGCUUAGAUCGGACGUCUUUGAACAAAAAGAUAUUAAUAGCUCACCGGAUGCCUCCAGAAGACAGAUUCUCACGAUGAAGAUUCCGAUCGUAACGCCUCGCGUGUUACUGCCGACGGGGAUCCCACCAGUUCGUGCCGUGUAUGGAAAGUAUUAAAUACACAGAACCUGCAGGAUGAACGUCCAGAAAUCAAGAAUUGGUCUGAUGGAGCAAAGGCACUCGGCGCAGCUCUGUGCAAAAAGGCAACAAUGCGACCGGUGUGCAUACAGCACGGAUCGUGCUGUGAACCUGAUAGAGCACCAGAGAACACACACGGGAGAGAAACCCUUCAAGUGCAGCGCGUGUGAGAUGGCAUUUGCAUGGUCAUCGAAUCUUAAAAAGCACGAGAGAACGCACACGGGAGAGAAACCCUUCAAGUGCGCUGUGUGUGGCAAGGCGUUUGCACGGUCAUCAGUUCUUCAGAGCCACCAGAGAACACACACGGGAGAGAAGCCCUUCAAGUGCACCGUGUGCGAUAAGGCGUUUUCACAGUCAACAAUUCUUCAAAGCCACCAGAGAACACACACGGGAGAGAAACCCUUCACAUGCAGUGUGUGUGGGAAGGCGUUUUCAGUUUCUGCUACUCUUAAAAAUCACCAGAGAACACACACGGGAGAUAAACCCUUCAAGUGUACUCUGUGCGGGAAGGCGUUUUCACAGUCGCCACAUCUUCAAAGACACCAGAUAACACACAAGCAUCAGAGGACCCCGAAUGAGUGGAGCCUGAAAUCGGUUUGUGUAAGUCCAAGUGCUGCAAUGAGCCCAUCCCUCAUGAAACAAGAACCAGAAGAAACCCCAGCACUGAACGGUAUCAAGGUGAAAUGUGAAGAGGUGAAGUGUGAAGAAGUGACAGUGGGGAGCGAAGAAGUGAAGAUAAAAUGUGAAGAUGAAGAUUCAAAUCCACAAUCGUACCUUCACAUGGAUGAAGGCGACGUGAAGCAGGAGGAGAAUUCUGACUGUGAGGCAGAGCGAGGCAACUCCCAGCAGUUUGUGGAAGUCGAGGUGUGGGUGGACUUCUUAGACAAUGCAAAGUCAAAUGGAGACCCGGUAGAUGUGGAAGCCUGAGACAAUAAAGCUCCAAUAGAUUCAUCUUUAACACGUAGGCUUUCGCGACCAAUAUUAUUCAUAAUAAAGGUGUUUGGGUUAGAUCGCAAAUUGCCCGAUGAUGCUGGAUGUAUUUACCGGCGAAACG